This is a messenger RNA of Salvelinus namaycush (lake trout), 5257 nucleotides long. RefSeq names its product TSC complex subunit 2 (gene tsc2). The coding region runs from base 106 to 4452 and encodes 1448 amino acids. Gene Ontology annotation, cellular component: cytoplasm; TSC1-TSC2 complex; nucleus. The transcript is spliced from 29 exons. Gene Ontology annotation, molecular function: GTPase activator activity. Gene Ontology annotation, biological process: negative regulation of insulin receptor signaling pathway; regulation of cell cycle; negative regulation of phosphatidylinositol 3-kinase/protein kinase B signal transduction. Lineage: Eukaryota; Metazoa; Chordata; Actinopteri; Salmoniformes; Salmonidae. The record is from RefSeq and is a predicted model, not a curated record.
UUGUUGUGAUGUCAUCAGGAUGCGUCGGUGCUCACUCUGAUAUCGUACCGGGCCCAGUCCAUCCAGCCAGCUAAAGACGGGUGGAUCCAGAGCCUACACCGCCUUAUGGAGAAGUUCUUCAGGAAUGAGAGUCGUAGUGUGAUCAGGAUCAAAGUGCUUCACAUCCUCUCCUUUGUCCUCAGCACCAACCGCCAGCUCUACGAGGAGGAGUUGAUCGAGAUGGUGGUGGUUCCUCAGCUCAGUGGGAUAGCAGAGGACAGAGACCUGGCUGUGAGGAGACAGGCUACCCAGCUACUGGUGGACCUGGCUGAGAGCUGUAGUACACACCACUUCACCAGCCUCCUGGACAUCAUCCAGAGGGUGGCGAGUCGUUCGCUGGUGUGCCCAGGGCCCCUGGAGGUGUCGGAGAGAGACCCCACGGCAGAAUCCCCCAUGGAGGAUGUCAGGACCGCUAUACGAGGUCUACUGGAGAUACUGCAGAGUAAGCUGUACAGCCUGCCAGCCAGCCACGCUAGUCGAGUGUACGAGCUGCUGAUCGGACACCUGCAGCUUCACUACAAGAACAAGUACAGCUCCGCUGUGGCCUGCAGCAUACGACUACAGGUGUUUGACUUCCUCCUGAUGAUGAGAACGGACUCCCUCCAUCGUCUGGGGUUCCUCAGUAAAGACGGGGUACUGAGGUUCAGUCCGUACUGCCACUGUGACAUGGGGGAGCCAGAGAAACGAGGGAGUGAGAAGAAGCCUGCAGGCUCAGUGUCUCCCCCUGCUGGCAGUCCUGCCCCUUCCUCCACCACUACUCCCUCCUCCUCCAUCCGUACAGCCUGCCUGCCCUACUCACCUGCCUUCAAUGUGCUGCUACAGUGCCUGAAGAUGGAGACAGACUGGAAGGUGUUGAAGCUGGUUCUAGACAAGAUGCCCUGGACCCUACAGUAUAAAGUCCUGCUGCUGUCCUCUCCCUGCAGCAUAGACCAGCUCUGUUCUACACUCUGUUCUAUGGUGACAGACCGUCUUAUCUCAGAGCGUCUGAAGAAGACUCCAGAUGGUUUCAGUCGUACUGAUGUCCAGCUGGCUGUAGUACCUGUUCUCACUGCUAUCACAUCAUACCACAACUACCUAGAACAGGCCAGACAGAGGGAGUUGGUCCAGUGUCUGGAGGCAGGGCUGAUAUACCGUUGUGCCAAGCAGUGUGUGGUUGCCCUGACAAUGUGCACCGUGGAGAUGCCUGACAUCAUGAUUAAACUCCUCCCCGCCCUCAUCGUCAAGCUGACGCACAUCUCGGCAACCGUCGCCAUGGCGUCGCCCAUGCUGGAAUUCCUGUCCACUCUGGUGCGGCUGCCACAUCUCUAUGCUUACUUUGUAGCAGAGCAGUACGUCAGUGUGUUUGCCAUCUCCCUGCCCUACACCAACCCCUCCAAGUUUAACCAGUACAUUGUGUCGUUGGCUCACCAUGUCAUCUCCAUGUGGUUUAUCCGCUGCAGACUCACCUUCAGAAAGGACUUUGUGCAGUACAUCACCAAGGGUCUGCGCUCUAAUGCUCUGAUGCCGUUUGAUGACAGCCAGGACACUCAGAGCAGCUUCCGUGCUCGCAGCACCAGCCUCAAUGAGAGGCCCAAGAGUCUACGGGCAGCCAAAAUGGCGAAGGCCCACCAGCAGCAGCAGCAGCAGCAGGCGUCAAUGGCAGCGGGCGUAGCGGCGAGUACCGGCUCUCCCGUUAAAGAGCUGAGAGAUCUGUCGGCCAUGGACGCCUUCCGCUCCCGAAGCAUCAGCGUCUCUGAGCACGCGGUGCGCAGGAUGCACACCUCCAGCACCACGUGUAGUCUGGGUUCUUCUGAUGAGAACACCGUGAGCCAGGCAGACGAUGGGUUAAAGACUGUCCACCUGGAGUUAACUGAGACCUGUCUGGACAUGAUGGCUCGAUACGUCUUCUCCAACUUCUCAGCUCUGCCCAAGAGGUCUCCUAUAGCAGAAUUCCUUCUGGCGGGGGGUCGCAGUAUGACCUGGCUGGUGGGUAACAAGCUGAUCACCAUAACGACCAGCGGUGGGGUCAGGAGCCAGGCCCUACUGGGAAUGGACAUGGCUGAGAGGCUGGGAGGAGGGGGAGAGAUGACCAGGUCAGACCCCUCCCUUCACACCCGUCAGACCAAAGAGGCUCCGGCCAAACUGGAGUCCCAGUCCAGUCAACAGCUCAACAGAGCCUCACGCAUCAGAGUACGAUCCAUGUCAGGUGGCCAUGCUCUCCGUGCAGGUCCAGCCCAGAGCCUCAGCCCCCUGGUCUCACCCUCUGAGGGGGGAGAGCUGUGUGGUGUCCCCCUCUCUCCCCCCUCCUCCUCCUCCGGCCCCUGUCUGGAUGGCCUGGGGCCCCCCUCUCCCUCCCCCUGUGCCCCCCCUAAGGACCCCCUCAAAGACAAGCCCAGCCUGGCAGAGUUCCUGCCCGUUCUGACCCAGGGAUGGGCUGAGAUCUUCAUACGCAGACCCUCAGGUAACACCAGCUGGUUGAUGUGUCUGGAGAACCCUCCCAGUCCCUUCUCCUCUGAGCUGGGUAACAUGCCUCUCCAGGAGCUGUCCUCUGUCCUCAUGGCCAUGGAGGGGGUCAAGGAACCCCCCGCCCAGACCGCCAGCGCCCCCGCCAGCACAGCCACCCCUGCCCCGACCCCUGUAGCCCUUAACCCCCCUGGACCCAUCCAAGGGGGCAAGCCUGGACUCAUCCAGCACUCUAACACAGACUCUGUGUUAGUGCUAGAGGAGGGGACAGGGGUCAGGGGCCACGUAGACUACCCCUCUGAUUGGCCAGAGGCGGAGAAGUUUGAGGCCAUGCCCUCUGAACCCAUCUACAUCGCUGCUGACAAGUUCACCAAGGCCCUGCCCCCUAGAACACUCAGCAGGUCCUCCUCCAGUUCCAGCCAGGACGAUGAGAAGUCCACCCUGGAGGAGGUGAGUGAGGGGUUCAUCCCCAUCGACCUGGCCCCCUCCACCCCGGGCAGCCAAGGCCCAGAGCUCCCUUUCCAGACCCAGGACCAGCCUGGGACGCAGACCCUCAACAAGUCCAGCUCCUCCCCUGAGCUGCAGACCCUACCAGAGGCCUUCCCCAAGACCACAACAGGACCUGGGGCCGGAGUAGGAGAGGCACCCGGGGUUAGGUCACCCUCGGAGGGGAAGAGCCAGCCACAACAGCCCCCGGCGGAGAAAGAGAUAGAGAAGGUGGAGAGUGGAGGAGGAGGGGUGAACAGACAGAAUCAGAGUGGGGAUUCCACCCCAGUGACAGGGGCGUUGUCUGGGGCAUCGGGAGGAGGAGGAGGAGGUUCCUCUUCCUCCCAGGGAGCCAGGAUGAGGUUGGAGUUCCCAGCGCCCCACCAGCCUGGGCCCCUCUCCCCCAGCGGAGGGCACCGUCCCAGGGGUCACACCAUCUCCGUGUCGGCCCCCUCCUCCAGGAGAGAGAGGAUAGGAGGAGACGCGUACCACACCACCCGGCCCGGACCCACCAGCACUGAGAAGACCAGUGGACUCAGUCCCAGUUUUGUGUUCCUUCAGCUCUACCACUCUCCCUUCUUUGGCAACGAGGCCAACAAGCCUCUCCUGCUGCCCAAGUCUCAGCUGAUCGACAGAGCGGUGAAGGUUUUGGACCAGAUGCCUCCGUAUGAUACCCAUAAGAUUGGAGUGGUGUUUGUAGGAGCUGGACAGGUAUUCAACGAGGUGUCCAUCCUGUCCAAUGAGUAUGGUUCUAACCGCUACGCUGGCUUCCUGACAGGCCUGGGGAAGCUGAUCCACCUGAAGGACUGUGAUCCAGACCAGAUCUUCCUGGGGGGUCUAGACCAGUAUGGAGAUGACGGGGAGUUUACCUACUGCUGGCAUGAUGACAUUAUGCAGGCCAUCUUCCACAUAGCCACCCUGAUGCCCAACAGAGACAGUGAUAAGGGCUGCUGUAACAAGAAGAGACACAUCGGAAACGACUUUGUUAUGGUGGUUUACAACGACUCAGGAGAGGAGUACAAACUGGGGACCAUCAAGGGUCAGUUUAACUUUGUUGAGGUGAUCAUUAAGCCUCUGGACUAUGGAAGUAACCUGGUCACCCUGCAGUGCAAGAAAGAUCUGGAGGGUCUAGUUGAUACCAGUGUAGUGAAGAUAGUCUCAGACCAGAACCUUCCAUUGCUGGUACGACAGAUGGCCCUACACGCUAACAUGGCAUCUCUGGUCCACCAGUACAGAGCAAACCCUUCUGAUGCCUACGCCUCCAAGUGGCUGGCCAGACUACGACACAUCAAGAGACUCAGGACAAGGGCCCAGGAGGAGAUCCAGUCUCGUCCCACCCCCGGUAUCUCUCUGACCCAGAGCCACUCCUCCCAGACCAAACAGUCCUCCUACCAGCAGGUCGGCGGUGGAGGCUCCAACACGGACUCCUCCGGACAGAGGAAGAGACUGGUCUCCACCGUGGACGACUUCACCGACUUCGUCUGAGCCUUGAGGGCGCGUUCCCAAUGUCAAAUGUCUAUACUAGUAUACUACUUCGGGUCAAAUGGCACCCUGCUCCCUAUAUAGUGUGCUACUGUUGACCAGAGUCAUAUGGACCAUGGUCAACAGUAGUGCACUAUAUAGGGAAUAGGGAGCCAGUUCACACAUAGUAUGCAUCUCCAAUACAUUGGUCUCAUGCUAUGUAGUAUGCUAGUAUGGAUAUUGUAACGGAGUGAUAUUUCUGAUACUGUUUCUGGUACCCCUGCUCAAGGCAGACGUUGCCUCCCUCACCACAGAUCUAGGAUCAGGUUAUCCGAGUGGUUCUAAUGUCGACUAGCAGGAGGAUAAUAGAAUGGCUGAUCCUAGAUCUGUGUUUAGUCAGGGACAACAUUGACCUGCUUUCGCUCUUUCUCUCUGAUACACACACACCUGUUGAAUAACUUCCUGCUUUCUACCGAUAUGAUUUGACGAUUCUCUCCCAAAUAUUUGUCUUGACGGCACAAGCUGAUGUGGCUUUUAAUCCACCUGCUGCCAUGAACUAGUUGUGAUGGUGCUGCCUAACUAACGCUGCGUCCCUAUUGCCUUUAAUACACUGUGUUUGAUCAGGGCACAUGGGCUCUGUCUAAAGUAGUGCACUAUGUAGGGGGAAUAGAGUUCCAUUUGGGACGCAGAGAAUGACCCCCCCCGUGGCUUACACAGCUGACACACACCCUUCCCUCCUUUCUGUCUCCUCCCUCUUUCAUCCCUCUCCUUUCAUCUCUCUCCUCCCUCUCCUUUCAUCCCUCUCCUCCCUCUCAUCCCCCUCUCCUCC